AUGGUGCGUGUAUUGUUAUUCGAGCAAACUUGGCAAUUGAAAACAUUCGACGAGAUAACGACGUUUCCGCGAGAACUCUCUGUCAACCAAAGACAAAGGUUUCAAAGGAGGAAGUUUUCAGCUUAUGGUUAUUGGCUUAAACGCAGUGGGUUAGUGGAGGCAGGUUUCGGUGAUGAUGAAUCAGUGGGUGAUAUUAUCACAGAAGCGGGAAAAUGA
Molecule: messenger RNA, 216 nt
Organism: Lathyrus sativus (Indian pea)
Lineage: Eukaryota; Viridiplantae; Streptophyta; Magnoliopsida; Fabales; Fabaceae
Source: the annotation of a GenBank genome assembly